Molecule: messenger RNA, 1218 nt
Organism: Bufo gargarizans (Asiatic toad)
Lineage: Eukaryota; Metazoa; Chordata; Amphibia; Anura; Bufonidae
Gene: GATD1
Product: glutamine amidotransferase class 1 domain containing 1
Exons: 8
Coding region: 110-799 (229 amino acids)
Source: RefSeq, a predicted model, not a curated record
ACGCCUGGGCUAGUCAGUCCAACAAUCUUUAUUGACAAAGUCCCGGUUGACAACUCCAGAGGCGCAUGCGUGCAGCUAUACCCGGUGUUUCACCUGCAUCUUAUCACUGAUGAAAAAGCAAGGGUCUACCGGCGGGGGCGGGGCUACCGACCGCCUCACCAAGCCCAGUUGUCUGAUCGUCUGCAGCGCCGUUACCGGAGGUGUCUCGGCACAAUCCUUCCUGCAGACCUUCACCCUUGCAAGUUCAGCCUUUAACCUACAAGUGGCUUCUCCUGGGGGAAAAGCUCUAGAUUUUGUAGGUAUCAGCGAGGUAGACACAAGAUGGUUCCAAGAUUUCCAACUUAAGCCGUAUGCCAAUCCAGCAAGACUAGAGUCAAUAGAUGGUUCUCGCUAUCAUGCACUUUUAAUCCCACAUUGCCCGGGAGCUAUGACGGACUUGGCUAACAGCGGUUAUCUGGCCAAAAUCUUGCAGCACUUUAAAACAGAAAAAAAACCCAUUUGUGCCAUAGGGCAUGGAGUGACCGCGCUAUGCUGUGUAACCAGUGAGGAUAAAUCCUGGGCCUUCCAGGACUACAGCCUCACCGGGCCUUCUGUGUAUGAACUGGUCCGUCAGCCAGACUUCGCCAACUUGCCGCUCAUCCUAGAAGACUUUGCUAAGGACUCUGGAGCCACGUUUAGUGCCAGCGAGCCGGACGCCGUUCACUUGGUCUUGGACAGACAUUUGAUUACAGGACAGAAUGAAAACUCCACAAUGGCUGCAGUACAGAAUCUGAUCCUGCUCUGCAAUGGAAGGAAAUGAAUGUGCUCUCUGAUGAUGAUCGUAGGAGAAUCUAUAUUCCACUCAUACGUGUUUUUCUACAGAAGAUCUAGAGGCCCUUAAAGAUGUGCAGAGUGAAUUUCUCUGAAGAGCAGGGGCACUCGAGGCUCCACAUCUGCGCCAGCCUUGCCAUAUUUAUUAAUUGUGCCACUGCAUGGAGAGAGCAGAUACAACCAGGGUUGAUUCGGGUUGGGCAAGUUGGCUCUAGCUGACCGAUAUGGAAAUGUCUGAGAUCCUGCUUUCUCCUCGUGUGCUGAGGGUUGACCAUGUAUGACGUUAAUUUCUGUCCGAUCCCAUUGAUGAACUUUCCGUGUCACAGUGGUUGUCGGCAGAUCAUUUUCUGUGGUUUUGUAUUGUAUCUGGACCCAUUAUCAUUUUCAAUAAAAUACCCCAUUCCUCCA